Rhopalosiphum maidis (corn leaf aphid) is the source of this 2711-nucleotide messenger RNA. RefSeq names its product transmembrane protease serine 9-like. The transcript has 19 exons. Gene Ontology annotation, biological process: proteolysis. The coding region runs from base 754 to 2634 and encodes 626 amino acids. NCBI's taxonomy places the organism in Eukaryota, Metazoa, Arthropoda, Insecta, Hemiptera, Aphididae. Gene Ontology annotation, molecular function: serine-type endopeptidase activity. The record is from RefSeq and is a predicted model, not a curated record.
UACAUGUCAAAUAAUUAUAUUUUGGUAAUAAUCAUUCUUUAUCUAUGUUCUUAAAGAUUAUGUUUGAAAUUGAUUCACCUAAAAUACAGAGUAUGCUUUGGUGAAAAUAUAAAUGUUAUACCUUCAAUUCCGUCGCAAGAUAUAUCUGGUAAAAGAAAGGCGCCAAACUUUCGAAUAAUUGGAGGAAAUGGCUCAGAUCAUCAAGACUGGUCACGUAUGGAAAGAAAUGAACUAGGAGAUUUUCCCGUUUAAGUGACUUGAAUUCAGAUCCCACAAUCGACGAUGGGGCUACCUCAUUAGACGUACCAAUUGAACGUAUUAUAAAACAUAAAGAACAUAACAAACGUGCUUUAAUCAACGACAUCGCAUUAGUGGUAUUGAAAAAUAAUAUACAUUUUACUAAAUUAAUUCAACCAAUAUAUUUGCCUUUAUCACAAGAUACGAAAAUUAUCGAUAUAGCAAGUAACUUACCAUUUACUGUUGGAUGGGGAAAAACAGAAUUGGAUUAAUUGCCUUCGUCUUUAGAAGAAGUCCAAGUUCUAAUAAUGAGUACAAGGGAAUGUGCAAAAUUAUAUUCAAAGGCAUCUCGAGCAGUAAUCGACGACAGAGUAAUAUAUGUGCUGGAGAAAAAGGAAAAGACACAUAUCAAUGGCAAAACAUUUUUACAUCAAUUAGAUACUACAUCAGAAAUACAAUCAUCAAUACCGACCACGUAUGAAAAAUAACGAAAAAGUAUUACGUUAAGAUAUCAAUAUGGGAAAAGGACGAUAUUUUAUAAUCACAACCCUUAUUGUCGGAAUUAUAACUGCUCUUCCUAAAGAUAAGAUUGUAUUUGAGAUUGAAUCACCUAAAAUACCGAGUAAAUCACAUGAGAACAUAUCACAUUUUGCAUCUAAGUUACCAUCAAAAGAUACGUGUGGUAAAAGAAAGGCACCAAGCUUUCGAAUAGUUGGAGGAAGUGACUCAGAUUUAGGUGUUUGGCCUUGGAUGGUAGCUCUCUUUUAUGAGUUUAAGGAUGGCUCUGUAAAAUGGGAUUGUGGUGGUACAUUAAUUUCUAAACAACAUGUCUUAACUUCUGCCAGUUGUUUGGUUAAUUUAGAUAGAAGAAUAUUGAGAUUUGUACGCUUAGGUGACUUGGAUUUGAAUUUCUAUAUCGAUGAUGGGGUAAUCCCAUUGGAUGUUCCAAUCGAACGUGUUAUACGACAUAAAGAAUAUAAUGGUACGAUUUUAACCAAUAACAUCGGAUUGGUGGUAUUGAAAAACGAUAUUACUUUUACUACAUUUAUCCAACCAAUAUGUUUGCCAUUACUACCAGCUAUGAAAAACAUCGAUAUUGAAAAUAAUUUUCCAUUUAUUGCGGGAUGGGGAGCAGAUGUAGAAGGAGAACCACCGUCUGGAUCUUUAAAGGAAGUUCGAGUUCCAAUCAUAGAUAUGGAGCACUGUAAAUGGAUAAUAUUUAGAGAUUUGAAAACACAUGUUAAUAAUAAAACAGUUAUGGACGAUAGACUAAUGUGUGCCGGAGAAAAAGGAAAAGACGCAUGUUUGGGUGAUUCCGGUGGUUCAUUAAUGUGGUUGAAGGAAAAACAGUUUUAUGUGAUAGGCAUAGUUUCUUAUGGUUAUGGAUUUUGUGGAGACAAUCCAAGCAUGUAUACUAAAGUGUCUUCUUAUAUUGAUUGGAUUUUAGAGAUAUUACGUCCAGAUAUCAACAUGCGAAAAGAACGAUAUUAUAUAAUCACAACCCUUAUUGUCGGAAUUAUAACUGCUCUUCCAAAUGGUAAUAUUGUGUUUGAGAUUGAUUCACCUAAGGUACAGAGUAAAUCACGUGAAGACAUAAUACCACAUUUUGCAUCUAAGUUACCAUCACAAGAUACAUGUGGUAAAAGAAAGGCACCAAGCUUUCGAAUAGUUGGAGGAAGUGAUUCAGAUUUAGGUGUUUGGCCUUGGAUGGUAGCUCUUGGAUACGAGGAUAAAGAUGAUGUCAAUGGUUCUAUAAAAUGGGCUUGUGGUGGUACAUUAAUUUCUAAACAACAUGCCUUAACUACCGCUCAUUGUGUGGUUGCUACAGCGCAAAUAAUAUUAAAAGUUGCACGCUUAGGUGAAUUGGAUUUGGAUUCCACAAUCGAUGAUGGGGUAACACCAUUGGAUGUUCCAAUCGAACGUGUUAUACAACAUAAAGAAUACGACAAAAAAACUUUAACCAACGACAUCGGAUUAGUGGUAUUGAAAAAUGAUAUUACUUUUACUACAUUUAUCCAACCAAUAUGUUUGCCAUUAUCACCAGUUAUGAAAAACGAUAUGGGAAAUAAUUUGCCAUUUGUUGCUGGAUGGGGAUAUACUGAAUAUAGAGGCAAGCCGAAUUCAUCUUUAAAGCAUGUCCAAAUUCCAAUUAUAGACAUGGAGUACUGUAAGUGGCUUUAUGACAGUAAAAGAAUUAUUAUGGAUUACAGAAAUAUUUGUGCUGGAGAAACAGGAAAAGACUCAUGUUUGGGUGAUUCCGGUGGUCCGUUAAUGCUGUUGAAGAAAAAACAAUUUUAUUUAAUGGGCAUUUCUUCUUUUGGUAUUGGAUGUGGAGAUAAUCCGGGUCUGUAUACCAAUGUGUCUUCUUAUAUUGACUGGAUUUUAGAGAAUAUAUAAAUUUUAAUACAAACAAUUAAUAAACUGUAUUUUAUUUUGAUUUCAAUAUUAGUAUAUACAUUUGUAUACAACCACAA